Phascolarctos cinereus (koala) is the source of this 2524-nucleotide messenger RNA. RefSeq names its product nuclear autoantigenic sperm protein (gene NASP). Gene Ontology annotation, molecular function: histone binding. The record is from RefSeq and is a predicted model, not a curated record. Gene Ontology annotation, biological process: DNA replication-dependent chromatin assembly; CENP-A containing chromatin assembly. Gene Ontology annotation, cellular component: nucleoplasm. Lineage: Eukaryota; Metazoa; Chordata; Mammalia; Diprotodontia; Phascolarctidae.
GCCCGAGCGACGCGGGCUCUCCAAUCUGCCAUUUUCUGCUUCGGGAGCCGUGGAACGUCCGGCCCCUGUCUCCCCUUCCCUCCUUUCCUCCCCUCCCCGUCUCUGUCCUCUGCGCCCGCCCGCCUCUGAGAGACCAUGGCCACCGAGCCCACGGCGAUCGCUGAGCUCGCCCCAGCCGACAAGAGGGAAGAAGAGGCCCCUGCUCCGUCCACAUCUGCGGACAAAACUGAUAGCCUGGAUGUGGAUAGUGAAUCUAAGAAGCUGCUAGGCUUGGGGCAGAAGCAUCUGGUAAUGGGAGACAUCCCAGCAGCUGUCAAUGCAUUCCAGGAAGCAGCUAGUCUCUUGGGUAAGAAGUAUGGAGAGACAGCUAAUGAGUGUGGAGAAGCCUUCUUUUACUAUGGGAAGUCUCUUCUGGAGUUAGCAAGAAUGGAGAAUGGUGUGUUAGGAAAUGCCCUGGAUGGAGUACCAGUGGAUGAAGAUGGAGAGAGAGCAGAAGAUCAGUCUGUGGUAGAGAGUACUGAUAACGUAGAGGAGGAAGCAAGAGGCGUGUUGAAAGAACAGGCCUCUGAUGCCAUGAAGGACCAAGAGACAGCACAGGAAGCCCAGGUCGAGGCUGCCAGUGUGAAGGCCACGGCAGCUGCUCCUGCUGCUGCAGGGGAAGCCCAGGGAAGUCCAGCCGAGGCCGAGACUGUGGGAGCUGACGUCGAGAUGAAGGAGGAGGAGGAGGCCCAGGCAGAAGUAGCCCCCGGAAGCCCUGAGAGGGCCCCGAGCACAGCCCAGGAGCCUGAGGCAGCGGCUGCUUCAGAGGAGCCUGAGGCAGGCUCAGGAGCCACAGCUGCUGCCCCCCAAGACGGAAAGCCAGCGGAAGCAGAGGAGAAGCAGGGGGAGGUAGUUGUAGGAGCAGAAGAAGGGCCCAGAGAUGCUUCUGAAGAGCAGCCAGCCCCAGCUCCGGCCCUGGAAGAGCAGGGAGCUACAGCCGAGGUGGAAGGAGAGGCGGCAGACGGGGGAGAAGGGGAGGAGGCGGAGGUGGAGGCAGCCCCAGCCCCAGCAGCAUCCGAGGCUGAGAAAGAAGAGGAGGAAGUGGUCCCUGCUAAAGAGGAGCCAGCAGAGGUUUCAGGUGAGGCCCAGGCAGAGGCACCAAGUGAGGACGAGCCCGAGGAGCAGCCAGCAGCCACCCACACAGAGGGUCAAGACAGUGCACCCCCUGACCCGGGGGAGGCGGUCCCUGCAGAAGACCAGGCCACUGAGGAGCUCACAGACACAAAAGAGAACUCUGCUCCUGACGCAGAGCCUUCAGCAGAGGUGGCACCUGCCCAGGAGGGGCCCCAGGGCACCCCAGAAGACUUCAAGGCAGCUGGAGAUGGGCCAGAGAUGGGCUCUGGGGACCAGGUGGCUCUAGGAGCACCCCCUGAAGAGAAGGAUGAGCUGAUGAAGGAGGAGGAGGAGGAGGAGGAGGGAGAAGAAACUGAAGGCUCUGAAGAGGAGGAUAAAGAGAACGAAAGAGAAACUGAAGAGCAUGGGAGCGAUUCCAAGCUAGAAAACAAGGAGAAUGAGGAGGAGGAAAUUGGAAACCUGGAGCUUGCCUGGGACAUGCUGGAUUUGGCAAAGAUCAUCUUUAAGAGGCAGGAAACGAAGGAAGCCCAGCUGAAUGCAGCUCAAGCUCACCUGAAACUGGGGGAAGUGAGCGUGGAAUCAGAAAAUUACAGCCAGGCCAUAGAGGAGUUCCAGGCCUGCCUUGCCCUCCAGCAGAAUUACCUGGAGGCCCAUGACCGGCUGCUUGCUGAGACCCAUUAUCAGCUGGGCUUGGCCUAUUCUUACAACAGCCAGUACAGCGAGGCUGUGUCUCAGUUCACCAAGUCUGUGGACGUCAUCGAGAAGAGGCUGGCCAUGCUGAACGAAAGGAUAAAGGCGGCUGAGAUGCCAUCCGCCGAGGACGAGAAGGAGGUUGAGGAGCUGAAGGAGCUGCUCCCUGAGAUCAAAGAGAAGAUUGAAGAUGCCAAGGAGUCCCAGAGCAGCGGGAACGUCGCCGAGCUGGCUCUGAAGGCCACCCUGGUUCAGGCUGCAUCUGGUUUCACAUCAAGCAGUGGAAACUCCUCAGCCUCAGGGAUCGCAGCCAGAAGACCCACAGAUGGUGCUACUACGUCGUCUUCCAACUGUGUGACUGACAUUUCCCACUUGGUCAGAAAAAAGAGGAAACCUGAAGAAGAGAGUCCUCUGAAAGAUGCUGAGGCCAAGAAGCCAAAGCAAGAGCCAGCUGUCAAUGGUGGGGGCGGAGAUGGCGAUGGAGGUGGGGAUGCUGCUGCUGCUGCUCAAAUUGAGGCCACAGAAACCAUGGAGGCAGAGGCUGAGAACCAGACCCCAGCUGAACCUGGAGCUGCCACUGUACAAGGCACCGCGUGAACCUCCCAGAGGGAGGCGGGAGGACCCUUCUUCUCUCGAAGGACGAUGCUUUUGUAUAUAAUGUAUUUUUUCACUUUUGGGGACUCUUUUUGUAUAACUUCAAUAAAGAUUGUAUGCAAAGGUU